Molecule: messenger RNA, 1629 nt
Organism: Penicillium robsamsonii
Lineage: Eukaryota; Fungi; Ascomycota; Eurotiomycetes; Eurotiales; Aspergillaceae
Exons: 1
Coding region: 1-1629 (542 amino acids)
Molecular function (GO): protein binding
Source: RefSeq, a predicted model, not a curated record
AUGGAACAAGCCGAGGCCUCUAGAGCCGUCUUUCACAGCUACCUGCGCGCCUUCUAUCCAUUUCUUCCCACCGGAGAUGUCUCUCCGUCGACGAUUAUCCUUCCACUCGACCAGGGCGAUAUCAUCCUGGUUCACUCCGUUCACACCAAUGGCUGGGCCGACGGCACCUUGUUAGAUACUGGAUAUCGAGGCUGGCUCCCUACUAAUUAUUGUGAAAAAUAUGACCAAUUCCCUAUGCGUCCCUUGUUGAAAGCACUGACAGACUGUUGGGACAUUAUGCGAGGAGGAUGUGGCUCAUCACUCAAGGAUUUUAGCAACCAAGACUUGACGCAAGGCCUUAUUGCUGGUGUUCGUUUGCUUUUAGAAAGGUCCGAGUGCUUGACUCGGGAGGCACCCCUCGUCAAGAAGUAUGAUGUGCUUCGCCGGAUCCGCAAGGCUUUGCUUUCCAGUCUUUCGUCAUUUGUUAGGACCGCUCAGCGCUUUCGGCAUGUUGCCAAUGGCGCCCCAAUGGAGGAUGAGGUCGAGGCAAUUCUGGAUGAGAUGCUUCUCAAGGCUUUCAAGAUUGUCACCUGUGGCGUUCGCUUCCUGGAUAUUUGGAAUGACGAGGUCGGUCUAAGUAGGACAAUUGCCAAGAUAGAAACAGCCGGUACUCAAUUCGAUAUACCCCCGACAAAGCGUAUCUUGGUAUCCCCGCGGGUUUCAUCUUCUGGUCCUUCGUCGACUCUUCGUGUGCACAAUCUUGCGUCGGAGCGUCUAGAAACCACAUAUGAUGCUUUACUGGAUGCGCUAGGAGCUUUUAUCGGCAUUCAUUUACAGCACUCGCCAGCUAUACCCACAAUUACCCAACAGGCCGUCCAGUCUUGUCAGGCUUUGCUAAAUGUGAUCGAUACCGUCUGUGAGCAUAAUUCCCAGCGAACUAGGCUACUGCAUACGGCACGCGAGUCGAUGCGAGAGAAGCUGUCGGAGCUGGUCCACGCCGCGCGCGACAUGUUCCAACCUGACAAAUCUCACGACGAUGAUGACGACAACAAAAACGACCUGGUCUUCAUACCCCAUGAGGGGAAACGAAUGGUCGACGCUGCAACGGAUUGUGUCUGCACCGCUAACAAUUGCCUGGUCGAGGCUCGCCUGGUGCUGCAGCAAAUCGGUGACAUCGAAUUGGACUCGCAAAGCUUGCAAAGUGCCACAUCGCGGGAGCACUUAGAUGCCACAGACUUUUGUUUGCCUGAAACUUCCAUUUUGGAACAAGAGUUCUCUUCCACAAUUGGGUCGGAGCCUCAAUAUGUGUCUGAUCCAGUAUUUUCUUCGGGUCAACAUUCUACCCUGGACACUCGAACAGCUUUGACAGGCCUGACCGCUCCCACGGCUCCAAUAUCUUCAGAAUCGGAGACGGACGACAGACAAACAAUAUAUUCUGAUACCUUGACCAAAGAAGCUUACGUUGAUGAGCUCGCUCAUGAGCUUUUCAAAGCCGUUUCUUCUUUCCGAUUAGACUCUGCAUCCAUGAAACAUGUCGCCGAUGCCAUGCCUGACUGCCUGAAAGCCUUUUCAUCGAGACUCGGGUGUUUUGGCUCAACUGAACAGGUCCAGCAAGACGUGACUGUGUUCAUUCACAAAUACAGACAGUGA